Theobroma cacao (cacao) is the source of this 5008-nucleotide messenger RNA. Lineage: Eukaryota; Viridiplantae; Streptophyta; Magnoliopsida; Malvales; Malvaceae. The record is from RefSeq and is a predicted model, not a curated record.
CGACAGCUAUAAAACCCUAGAAGAUAAACUGAGAGGUCCAUUUCAUUGUCCAAACAUUAACAUGAGAACCACAUCCAAAUGGAGGACGUGAAAAUCAUCACGGUCUCCGAUCUACUCCGGCACGGUCGUUCCCACACCGGAUCAUCAUCUCCCAGCCCUCCGAUCAUCUCUCAUCGAAGCCCUCAACCGCCCCCUGGGCCUUCCACUCCAAACCCUAAUACGAAUCGUAAUGCCCUUACCCUGUUGGGAGACGCGGCUAUUCUUGUUGGAACACUAACUCUCCCAACCUUAACCCUAAAAUGUCCCCAACAAAAUUGCCUCGAAUUCUCCGACGACUCCUCUGCCAUCUGCUGCGACAUAGUCGGACUGGAUCUCCGUAUCAUCGGUAAGAAAAUUCACGUUCUUACCUGGAAUUUCAUUCAUUCUAAGCAUCUUACUGGCGGAUUCUUGGAAAUUGUUAAAUGGGAGUUUCCAGAUUGGAGUCACGGUCUCAGUCAAUGUUCCGGCUUAAUAAUUGAUUCGUUUCCGUUAGGUUCGGGUUCUAGUGAAUCCAAACCUCGCAAUUCUAAAUCCUAUCAAAUUAACGGCAGAUUAGAAUCAGUUAGCCCUGUUUUUGUUGUUCCAUGUUCAUUUAAUGAAUCAAAUUCGUGCAAUUCAAUGAAUCUUCGAGGUUUUCUUGUGAGAAUCAUGGCUUGCGAAUGCAAAUUGUGUGAGUCUAAAGAGUCUGUUGGGGUUUUAUAUCAAGGACCGGAUUGCCAUUCUUUUACUGAACCGGUGGUUGUGUAUUUUUGUGAGUCUGCUUGGUGUUGGCAUCCUGCAAUGACUAAGCUUAUUGGGAAUGUUGUCACGAUCUCGGGAUUGAAGAAGAAGUUGAUUUUCAUGGGGAAGGAGUCUGAUUUGAUGUUUGUUGUUGCGGAGAACUCUGUUUUGCAUUUGCCUAGAUUGUUGAAGAAAUGCGUACCCUUUCCUAGAAAUGUUGUAAAGGGAAAUGGUGAGUGUGGUUCUUAUACUGGCAUUGUCAAUAAUGUGUAUAUGCAAGGGAUGGUAGUUGAGCUGGAUAAAGAAGUGUGGCUUUUACUAACUGAUCAGCUACUCAAGCCACCGCAUGGCCUUAGGGUGGGGGCUGUUAUUUCUGUUAGAAAUGUCCAUUUUGUGAAUCCAAAAUUUUCUUGGGCAAAAUUGCUUGUUCUUGGGGCUUGCUUCAGGACAAGCAUCAAAGUAGAAUCAUUCUCACCAUUAGAGACAGGGUGUCUUAUAGUUUCACAAUCAGAGAGCCAGUUGGGGAAGUUCAUUGAGUCUUUAGCAUUUUCUACCAGGCUGUGGGUACUACUUCUUGUUUCAUGUUUCCAGAAAAAGUUCUCUGGGAUCUUAUCCGGAAAGAAGAUUUUGGGAUCAAAACAUAAGAAAGGACUUGCUCAAAUGUUUGCUAGCUCACAUUUACCUUCGUCAGUGUUUCGAGCACGGCACGGAGUGUUAAUGGAAUUCAAUAAACAUGAAUCAUGUGGCUGUGCUUCUGAACCAUAUCAUGGCAACCUGAAGCUGGUGGUAACCAUCUCCAGUUUUAUCCAUCAUUGUGAGACCCUUUGGAUAAAGACACUGUCACAAUUGGAUAUUGUCCACCCAAGGUCAUGUGGAGGGAAAUCUUAUCCACCAUCAAAAAGGAAGACUUUUCAGAGUGAAGACUUGGGCAUCGUUUUGGUAGGAAGGUUAAAGGUGUCUCCAUCAUCUGGAAGAUUGCAAUUGGUUGACACGACUGGUAGCAUUGAUGCUAUUAUACCAGACCUUCCAUCAAAUUGGAAUCCCGACAGCAUAUUUGAGGUAAUUGAUUAUAGUCUAACUGUGGAAGGCAUACCUGAAUCAGACCAUUUAUGGUUAUUUAGUAAUGAAUCAUUCUCAUGCAGAAGUAUCUUCCAGUGCUUUUCAUCAACAAGAACAAGAAACUUAAAAAUGUUUGUCUACUUUCACCUAUGCAAUGCAACGAGCAGAAAUCUUCCCUUUUAUCCAUCUUUAGACUGUCAGGAUGAAGUAAAUGAAACUGGAAACGGAACAUUCCAUCUUAUCCACAUAACCCACAAAUUUCCUCUGCUGCAGAAGUUUAGAGGUGAUUCAAUGAUAACAAAGAGGUCUAGUGUGUUUGCUGAGGCUAUAGUCUUACCAUGGUAUUUGUUUCUUGCUGGAAAAGAUGGAACUGUGCUUCCAAAUAAGGUUUCAAGGGAUUGUACAGGUGGUAACUGCUUAGAUCAUGCUCCUAGGAAGAGGCACAAGACUGAUUGUGCAUCUAGUUGUGUGAGUCCAGGUUUCAAGGACAAUUUUGGCAUUGCUAGCUCUGAAAAAAGCACUUGUUCUUCUAGGGAGACCUGUGGAGAUCAGAGUUGUCCGAGAAUGAGUUUUUCUCAUGAAAUUCCAUGCUUGGCUACCAUACAAGGUGUUAAUAAUUUUAUUUUUACUAGUUCAGGGUUUUUGUAUAGAACAAAGGCCAAUGCAAAGAUUUCAGUUGUUUGCAAAGAAAGUGCAGAUAAAAUUUUGCUGGAGUUCACAUCUGAGAGUGAUUUGAAGUAUCAGUUGUUGCAGAUCGGUGGUUUUUACUUAAUGAAGCACCAUAUGGAAGACCCCUUCUGUAAUAUUAAGAAGAAUGAUAAUUUCAGUGGUUUUAAAGUUCUUAUGAGUUCUGGAACAUACUUGCGAAGAGUUUCGUUCUCUGCUGAGGUUCUUACAACUGAUAGAUCAUUACAUGAUCCUUCAUUAGGUGAUUCUUCUCUAUGCGAUGAUGAAGUCUUGCCAACAGAUCAGCUAUUGAAGGUUGCCAGUGAUUCUUCUGUUUCAGAUGUCCAUCUUCAUGUCUCUUCCAGUUUAAUAGGUCUCUUUGAGAUAAAUACCAAGGAACUGGGGAAAGGCCUUAAUGUGCCUGGUCGAGGUACAAAUAUAGAGGAGAACUCUUGUCUUUCUUCAGGCAUUGAGGCCAUAAUGACUGCAAGUGGCCUGUCUUCUGAUCCUCCUGGUUCUAAUUGCCUCUUUCCUGAGGGUAACUUGACCUCUAUGCGUGGAGAUGUGAUUGCUUUCCACAGUUUUGAUGAAGGUUCUACUGAAUUUCGUUCAAGCUGUGAAGACUUUCAUGAUCUGCCUCACUACAUGUUUUAUGACGGAACAAACGGUUGCUGCAUUCAUGUUUCAAUGGCCCAUCAAACUGUGAGGAUUUUUGGAUCUGUGGGCCAUCAUCUUUUCCCUACUGGGUUUGGACCUGGCAUAAAUGCAACAUUUCACCGAAUUCUUGAAUUUCGGGGCCAAAAUACAUUGAUGUUAACACCUGUAUCAGUUAUUGUGAUAAACUCAAUCAGGACUAUCAAUGAAGCAUACAGAAAAAAGUGUUUCAAUUUAUGGUCAUCUUCAUUUAUGCACAAAGCUCCCUCCACAAAAUUGGUGGCUUCUUCUGGUUUAAUUUCUGAAUUGAUCCAAUGCUCAAGUGGCAAUCUAAAUCAAUUUCGCUGCAGAGUUGUUGCUGUUCAUGUCCUGGUUCUAGAGAAGAGGAAGAGGAAAUGUAAUGACUUGAAAUCGAACAUGCACUCCAGGCCUCUUAGUGUAGACAUUCCUCUCGCUUGCUUUGUAUUGGAUGAUGGGUCAUCCUCUUGCUGUUGCUGGGCCAAUGCUGAAAGAGCAGCAACUCUGCUGAGGCUGCAUGAACUCCCACCAUCUGCCUUUGAAGCCAGUGGCUGCAUAGGGAAGUGGGUUGGGAUGCAGAACAUCUCUCGGACCUCCACCAUGUAUCGUCUUGAAAGAAUUUUAGAGAAGCAUGACAGGAUUACUGUCAAAAACACUAGGUCAAUCUGUGAUUCUUUUGAUCAAGAUUUUUCUGUUUCUGUUAGUUCAGGAAGGGUGCUUACUGGCUCAACCGAGGACCUCGACUUCCUGAUAUCAGUUAUUUUCAAUGCAUGCAUCAAUACAUUCUGGACUGUUGUUGCUGGAGUGAUGGAUUCUAAUGCAGUCAGCUUGUUAAAAGAACACCUUGUUGAAAUGGAAAUGCCAAUGCCUCCCAUGCAAAAUUUAUGGGCCACAGAAGUUUGUUAUGUUAAUCAGCUGGCUGAGGCCAGGGACAUGAUCCAAAAACUUGUAAAAAGAAAGCACAGAGGAAAACACCGUAGAUAUCAACCAGCAGGACAUGAUGAAAAAGAUAGCUGGCAAGCUGAUUGGUUAGAUUCAAAAUAAUGUCUCCUGGGUCAUUACUACCAAAAUGGGGUUGGCCACUUGUGUAUGAAAGAGGUAAGGUUAUAAAUAUGAGCAGUGCUUAGUAUGAGAUCUUUGACUCCAUAUAUUACUGCUUUUUAACAGAGCUCAACUACCCAUACCUGUGACAAUGAGGUCCCCCUCCCCCUCUUCAUAUCUGCAAAAGCCUUUAAGAACUUAUGAACUGAAUUCAUUCGGAUUGGAUGCUGUCCUCGUAAGACUCAGCCUCGGCUAAUCUAUUCCAAGGCUAUCAAAACCAUGAUAUUAUCAGUAAAGUACUUUUGCUUUGCUGAAGAGUUGAAGCAAGCAUCUACCCAGUAAUUUCUUUGGCUUUAUACAGGCUUCUGACUAGGUGAUUUUUGUGGCUACAAAAGUUGGGAAGGAAAAGGAAGGGGAGAUGGGCUGAGGUGCUCACGCGCUGCUGAGUGAGAGUUAGUGUAAAAGGGGCUGGAGUUUGUGAAUUGUAUAUAGUUAAGGUUGUUUUCCAUGGCUUCUUACAGGUGCCAGAAGAGAACUGCAAAAGCUCAUCGACGUUUUCUGAAAAGGGCUUCUCUCUAGGAAAGGUUUUGGACUUUUACCUAUCCUUUUUAGAUUCCCCAACUAGCUUUUCUGAGUACUUUUGCCCUUUUCUCUCGUCCUUUUACUGUCCCCUAGGGUUCACCAAAGUAAUUUUUUUUUAUAUACUAGUAAAACUACCCAACAUCUUUCCCAUUGGUCACCAUUAGUAAGCAGAUCUAUCUCUGAUGUUUCAUUCACUCAUUUGUUCAUUGGAAUCCUUCAGGUUCAGGCA